Messenger RNA from Dunckerocampus dactyliophorus (ringed pipefish), 1544 nucleotides. It is a transcript of the gene trmo, whose product is annotated as tRNA methyltransferase O. Bases 89 to 1426 code for a protein of 445 amino acids. NCBI's taxonomy places the organism in Eukaryota, Metazoa, Chordata, Actinopteri, Syngnathiformes, Syngnathidae. The record is from RefSeq and is a predicted model, not a curated record. The transcript is spliced from 6 exons.
GAGUCACCUCUAUCGCAUGUUGUGUAUGGCGUUAGCUAUAUGCUAGAAAAAAGAAAAUACGUCCAUAAGUAAUGUUUUGUAAAAAAAAAUGAGGCCUAUCUGUGACUGCUGCGUCGAACAUGUAAAUAUACUGAAACAGCAGGUGUCUGUGAUGCGAAAGGAAAUCAAGAAUCUUCGGCAGAUGCUGGACACUGCAACCAGAAUUCAUCGCAAACACAUCCUUUCUAUUCAGUCUGCAGUGUCAAAAGUUUGUGUCCAUGAGCCUGAGAAAGCCCUGCCACCGCCUCCACCAGCUUCAUCUCAGGCAGCGUUAGAACACGGAACCAUCCAGACGGUCCCCAUUGGUUACAUACGUUCCUGUUUCUCCGUGAAGAACGGGACACCCAGACAGCCCACCGUCUGCGGGCCCUCGAGAGCAGAGCUGCGACUGAAGCAGAGUGUCUUCAAUAAUCCCGACCAUGCCCUGCUGGGACUGGAGCAAUAUUCUCAUGUCUGGGUUAUCUUUCUGUUUCACAAGAAUGGGCACUUGAGUUACAAAGCCAAAGUGAAGCCACCCAGGCUAAAUGGUCAGAAGGUGGGCGUGUACUCCACUCGCAGUCCGCACCGACCGAACGCUUUAGGCUUAACUCUUGCGAAGCUGGAUAAAAUUCAUGGUGACACAUUACAUCUGUCAGACAUUGACAUGAUCGAAGGCACCCCAGUCCUAGAUGUCAAACCUUACAUCCCAGAAUAUGAUUCUCCUUGCACUAGAAUGAGCAUAGACUGCAGGUCUUGUCCAUCAAGUGCAGACCAAUCAGAUUCCACCUCUUUGUCGCCUAACCAGCCAACGGAAGCUCUGUUAAACGUAAAAGAGAGUGGUGUCAAGUCUGUAGCAGAUACUCCAAACGUAGAUGGAUGUCAAUUCCCUAAUUCUUUGACCAUGCCUGGGGACACUCUCGCCAUGCUUGAGGAAGUGAAGGCCUACCUGAGCCAAAGUGACUUCAACCAGGGAAGCGGAGACCGCAAGCGCAGAGCUUCGGACCUGCAGGGAGCUGAGCAAGACCAGCGGCCCUGCUAUAGAGAGGAGUCCUACAGUACCAUCGCUGGCUGGAUUAGAGCGCCACCUGUUGCCAGUCUGGAGGUCCGCUUCACCCCUCAUGCUGAGAGGCAACUUGCAGAAUUCCUUCCCACAGAGCAGUCAGGACCGCCUGAAAGUGACCGGCCGAGGUUCAAGUUCCUGCACAGUUCACAGGAAGCCACUGCAGCCAUCAGAGGCGUGCUGUCUGCAGACCCUAGAUCAGUCUACAGGAGGACUCGAUGCAAAGACAAGCUCUUUUUCUUCACUUUAGAUUCAGCUGACAUAACCUGCUGGUUUGGACAAGGCUUUGUUGAGGUGCUGCAGGUGCGACCCGUUCAGCAUCCCAUUGAUUCCACGUAUAAAAUGUAAAAAACCCUGUAGGUUGAGAUCAGACUUAGUAAUCUGCUUUGUAUGUUAUAGAAUGUAUAUUUUGUGGCCUCUUCUUACGUUAUUGUCAUGUAGUCUUUAUAAACAAUAAGUGAUUAUA